AGUGAAGAUUUGUUUGUACAAACUAUAGAAGAUAAAGAUUUAGAUGGUCCACCACCAGCCAAGAAACUCAAGAAGAGUCAAUGCACACCUCUCUUUAUGAAUGCAUACACCAUGGCAGAUGCAGGGGCAGUAAUCCAUACACACUCAAAACAUGCAGUGAUGGCAACGCUUCUCUACCCUGGUACUGAGUUUAAAAUAACACAUCAAGAAAUGAUCAAGGGCAUUAAAAAGGGAACUUCAUCUGAAUAUUACCAGUUUGAUGAUGAGUUAGUGGUUCCUAUUAUUGAGAACACCCCGCAUGAGCGUGACUUGAAAAAACGUAUGGCAGCGGCCAUGGAAGAUUACCCAGAAUCCUGUGCUGUACUGGUACGUCGGCAUGGAGUUUAUGUGUGGGGACCAACUUGGCAAAAAGCAAAAACAAUGUGUGAAUGUUACGAUUACUUGUUUGAGAUAGCAGUAGACAUGAUGAAAUCUGGGCUAGACCCAGCUGAAAUACCUAAACCUCCAAAAGGUGCUUAUCUACAACUGUAAUAUGUUAGGGCAAUGCCUAUCUACAACUGUAAUAUGUUAGGGCAGUGCCUAUCUACAACUGUAAUAUGUUAGGGCAAUGCCUACCUACAACUGUAAUAUGUUAGCAGUGCCUAUCUACAACUGUAAUAUGUUAGGGCAGUGCCUAUCUACAACUAUCAUAUGUUAGGGCAGUGCCUAUCUACAACUGUAAUAUGUUAGGGCAAUGCCUACC
This is a messenger RNA of Ruditapes philippinarum (Manila clam), 742 nucleotides long. RefSeq names its product methylthioribulose-1-phosphate dehydratase-like. Lineage: Eukaryota; Metazoa; Mollusca; Bivalvia; Venerida; Veneridae. The record is from RefSeq and is a predicted model, not a curated record. Gene Ontology annotation, molecular function: methylthioribulose 1-phosphate dehydratase activity; metal ion binding. Gene Ontology annotation, cellular component: cytoplasm.